UUUAGAUUGUAAUAUUUUAAUUAAUGAGUGAUCAUAGUGAUUAAGAACCAGAGAUGUCUGAAAUUGAUGAUGUAUCAUAAAGUAGUUCAGGUGUUGGAGGUGGAAUGACUUCAAAUGCAUCAGAUUUAGAAUAAACAAAUACAGAUUCAGAAGGUAUUUGAUAAAUUAAUUUUAAAUAAGAUAAACAUUCUGUAACAUCAGAAUCUGAUUCAGAUGAAGAUUAAUAAAUAAUAAGAACAGGAGCUUAGAUUUCAUAAAGUAAAGGAAGGAGAGUAAAUAAAGAUGAAAGAAUUACACCACCAUUUUUAACAAAAUAUGAAAGAGCAAGAGUAAUUGGUACAAGAGCUCUCUAAAUAAGUAAAAAUAGUCCAAUAUAUGUUGAUCCAAGUAUAAAAUAUAAAUAACAUAAUAGAGGAAACAACUGAUCCAAUAAUGGUAGCUUAAUAAGAAUUAAAUGAAAAUAAAAUUCCAUUUAUAAUUAGAAGGUAUUUGCCAAAUGGAAACUUUGAAGAUUGGGAAUUAUAGGAAUUGGAACGUUUAGAUUGAUUUAUAAU
Messenger RNA from Paramecium sonneborni, 554 nucleotides. NCBI's taxonomy places the organism in Eukaryota, Ciliophora, Oligohymenophorea, Peniculida, Parameciidae. The record is from the annotation of a GenBank genome assembly.